Acipenser ruthenus (sterlet) is the source of this 7588-nucleotide messenger RNA. Its product is annotated as genetic suppressor element 1-like. Bases 380 to 6628 code for a protein of 2082 amino acids. The record is from RefSeq and is a predicted model, not a curated record. Lineage: Eukaryota; Metazoa; Chordata; Actinopteri; Acipenseriformes; Acipenseridae. The transcript has 17 exons.
AAAUUGGAGAUGGCGCUGUGUACAGUGUGAGUGAGUUAGCAGGCAAAGUUUGGAGAGCACAGGAAAGUUAGCUGGAGGAGAGGCGAUCUGCGAUUCGCAUUGCACAUAUUUCCAACUUAAAUGAAAUUUGGACACUACUAUCCGGAGGACAAGAACAGAAAUAGAUUACAACAUUCCCUGUCAUAACUUGCGAAUUGUAUUCUUCUGGAAAACGCAGUUGUCUUGAUAAAUCCUAUCAGUGGUUGCUGCUACAUGGGUUCUAUUGGGAAUCACUUAGGACUGCUGUGGGACAUUUGUGCAGCUUUUAUUUGUAAAACGGCAUUAACUAUAUUUAAAAUGAAAUACCGACUGGGAAAACACCUUUGAUUUGAAUGAAAGAAUGAACGACCCCCGAGUUGAUAAAGAAUUUACACCGAUAUCCAGAAAACACCGACUCAUGGCUGCAGUUCUGCCUGGGGAAGAGAGCGUUUUGCCCGGUAACAGUUCCAGAUCCGACCGUAAUGGCAUUGGGAUAGUUUAUUGCUUCAUUUGUGGUGGGGGUGUUACGCCUGGAAAAGAACUGAAACUUCAAAUUAAUUACCAGAGAGAAAACGUUCCUUUUUUCCCGUUUUUGCAGCACCAGGAGCCAGCGCCGGGGGCUGAAGAAGUGACCCCAGAUGGAUGUGUCACAGUAUGCGCCGUUUGUCAGAGUUUUCUCGGGGAGCAGUGGAACUCCUUUGAAAGGACCAGGACCCCUAUAGAAAAGAGAAUGUACUGGCUGAAAAGACCCUAUCAGUGUGACUCAAGAAGGAUUCCCCAAGAAUGGAACAUCUCUUACGACCUGGAAAGAAGGAUGAGCGUGAGUAGCCAAAAUUGUGACGCACAUGAUUCUGACUUUUCAUCCCUUUCUGAUAACGAGAAUAUGUCCGAGCAAGAGCUUGAUUUUGUUGACAGACCAGUGGCGCAUAAAGAAAAGUCCACCAAAAUCCCCACUAGCAACAAAACUUCUAAAGAAAGACUUGCAAAAUAUAACGACAUAAAAAGCUGCCAUGAUUCUCCGAUGGGAACCCGGUACCUUGUUGGUGGUUACGCCGCCCAGGACGCACAGAAAUCGGAUAGUGCUCUUCAGCCGGGCCGCUCUGUGCAAAGUAUGAAUCACGCAGCUCAAUCGUCUGUAUCGCUGGCUCAGUUUCAGGAGUUCCUUCCACAGCGGUCCUAUGCCGAGAAACCUGUGCAAGACAACGGAAUCAUUAUACGCAACAAGCAGCGGCUACCAGAGGAGAAUGCCAAGCAUCCAGACUCUCGCCAGCAUGCUGUCGAUAGCAGCUGUAGUACUCGGGAUCCCCUCGUUCUGUUGCAAAGUCAUAAAGCAGCAGAUGUUGCAGAUGCAGCCCCAUCGUUAUCACCUGUAAGCGCCUUGAACAUUUCAGACCGCGGCGCUGUUGACAACCUGUUAAAGUUCAGUGACAGCAGCCACAGUAAUCAUGGCGGCGGCUAUUCUGACUCAGACAAUGAAAUAAACAUAACCAGCGAUGACGACCAAGAAAAAGUGUUUGAUAUUACAAGCAGCAGGGAGCAUGUCAUAGCGCUCAACAGACAGAUAAGGGAGACUGGCAGUGUAAUAGCAAAGUCCCUGAGUAACAGCACUGCAGAGGAGUGUGCCUGCUAUAUCUGUGGAAGUAAACUAUCCCAAAAUAACCAGCAUAAAGUGUAUGUGCAGAAACAGGAGAGACUCUCAAACCAGCCCUUUUUCCCCUUUCUGUGGCUCCACAGCCCGCCUCCAGGGGCCUUGCCUCUCAGCCCAGGUGGGCGCACCCUGGUAUGUUCUUGCUGCCAUUCCUCCCUCAUGCAGCAGUGGCAGGGCUUUGAGUUGGCAAAUGUGCCAGUUCUGCAGCGCCUAUAUGUGGUCCCCUUGAACGCUGGCACUUCAGUUUUGGCACCCAGAGACAGCGAGAACCACAAGCUGGAGAAAGCCGCGGCUCGUGAAGCUUGUUACCUGUGUGGCGAAGACUACUGCAGAGAUCUUAUAGUGACCUGUUCCAAGGUUUUCAAUGGCAACCCAAGGAGUACCAUGCACUUUCCCUUCAUAAAUCUACUGCCACGCCCUCCCAAUGCCAGAGCUGUUAAGAACGGGAAGGUACACUGCUGUCAGACAUGCUUUAGCAUUUUAGAGGAUAUAUGGGUAGCCUACAAAGCAUGUCUAAGUGAGGAGCUUAUCACCUCGGUUAAUGGCUUUUUGAGUCGGUACCACCAGGCUGUCACAGGGGCAGCAACCCACUCAAGCAGCCUGAGCCACCAGUCUUCCAGAAUGGGCCACACCUCGGUUUGUUACCUGUGCGGGGUAGAGCUACCAGCAGGAAGGGAGUUUCAGCUCAGUGUGAACCCACCAGGCCGGUGUGGAGAGAGGGAGCCUUUCUUUCCCUUUUUGACUGUCCAUCUUCCCGCACCCAUGUCCAAGCCUGCUGACUCCACUGGCCUGGUGUCCACCUGUGUGCUGUGUUACCAUGACCUGUUAGGCCAAUGGGUUCAACAUGAAGGCCGAGGCAGCCAGCCAACCAGCAGCCCAUGGUCCAGGCAGUACAGCGUGGACACUUUUGUGUGCUUCUUCUGCAGACAGGAGAAGAAAAGAUGCCUGGGUUUAAAAACGGUGCAAGUGGCUCGGCUGCCUGUCUUUCUGUACGCCCCUCGGGUGAGCAACACUCUGGUGGUGGAUGAUGGGAAAACAUUGACCAUUGGAUCUUGUGUGGAUUGUAAAGCUGUGGUAUUGGCUGGCCAAAACAUGAAGCAAAACUGCUUAUUGGACAGCGUCUCUCCUCAUGGGAGACAGAAGCCUUCCUUCUCUGCCCUUGAGGUGGCAUCGGUGAGCAGGAAGCUCCCUGAGGCGGGUGUGUUGAACCCAGUGGGAGAAACCAGUGAAGGCGUGAGGCCUGGGAGGUCAGGGGUCAACGUAGAUGCUACCCCUCCCAUCACUUUGGACGCAGAGAACGCCGAUCACCAGUGUACAAGCAUGAGCCAUGAGCCAAAGUCACCUUCAUUAGGAAUGAUCUCAACCGCGACUCGGACCACCGCCACAGUGAGCCCCCUGACCCCGUCCCCUCUCAGUGGCUCCAUUGUGCCCAAUGGCAGCCCUGCCGCCAACAGCGCUCUGUCCAUCCAGUCGGCGCAUUCCUCCAGCUUCGCUGCUGCGCUCCGCAAACUCGCCAAACAAGCCGAAGAGCCAAGAGGGUCGUCGAUUAGCAGUGAGUCUUCCCCGGUCUCGUCUCCGGCCACCAAUCACAGCUCGCCAGCCAGCACGCCCAAGCGGGGACCCAUGGGUCCCAUCAUCGUUCCCCAGGGGUGCCACAGCGUGCCAAGCACCCCUCCCGUGGUCACCAUCGCGCCCACCAAAACAGUCAACGGGCUCUGGAGGAGUGAAGGCCGACAGGCGGAGUCAGGGUCCCGGGGAAGCAGCCGGGAUCGUCUAGGCCCAGAGCAUGCCCAGCAGCAGGAGAAAGGGGGCCCCUCAGUUCCAGCCCACCUCAUCGGGAACCCGUACGCCUUCGGACUGAACCCCAACUCUGUCGUUCAGGACACACGCUUCCAGCCUCUCAAUAGCCUCCCUCGGCAGGUGCAUCAUGUGGUCCCCCCUGCUAGCGUUCCCGAGGAUUACCUCCGCGGAUUCAGACCCUACCCCACACCUGAGGACCUCAGGAUGUCAUCGAUGCCACCCCUGGGCUUGGAUCCUGCCACUGCUGCUGCCUACUACCACCCCAGCUAUCUCGCCCACCCACCCUUCUCUGCAUAUAGGAUGGACGACUCAUUCUGCCUGUCAGCCCUGAGGUCUCCCUUCUACCCAAUGCCGGCGCCAAGCUCCAUGCCCCCCAUGCACCCCUCAGCGGUCCACAUGCACCUGCCUGGAGUGAGAUACCCUGGAGAACUGUCCCACUCCUCCCUGUCUGCACUGCAGUCCGAGCGCAUCUCUGAGAGGCUCCAGAUGGAGGAUGAGCUGCGGCAGCGUGAGAGGGAGCGUGAGAGAGAACGGGAGAGGGAGCGGGAGAAGGAGAGAGAGCGAGAGGUGGAGCGGGAGAAGGAGAGAGAGCGAGAGCGUGAGAGGGAGAGAGAGAAGGAGCUGGAGAGAGAGCGGGAGAAGGAGAGGGAGAGAGAGAGGGAGCGUGAGAGGGAGAAGGAGCGGGCACGGGAGAAGGAGCUGCAGGCCUCCAAAGCCCUUGAGAACCACUACCUGGCUGAGCUGCACUCCCUUCGGGGCCAGCCAGCCGAGGACCGAGCCAAACCAGCGGAAAGACUGACGCCAAACCGGCCCGAUAAAGCCAAGGAACAUGCACUGCCUGCACCCAAGCCAGUGCAGCCAGGUCUCCACCCGGCACCCGUCCCUUCGUCCCACCUCUCCGUGCCCAGCCUCAUCUCCAGCCACAGUGGCUUUCUGCCACACGCCGGGGUACCAGGACUGGUAAGUGCUCCCGCGGGAGCCCUGGCAACGGCCUUGCUCCUGCAACGCACCAACGAGGAGGAGAAGUGGCUGGCCAGGCAGAGGAAGAUGCGGCAGGAGAAGGAGGACCGCCAGUUCCAGGUGUCCGAGUUCCGCCAGCAGGUCCUGGAGCAGCACCUAGACAUCGGGAGACCACCCGAGGGGGACCCGUGGAGCGACGGCCACCGACCUGUCCAUGAAUCAAUGAUGCGGGAACACCUUCACCAUCUGGGGGCCCCACCGCCUCUCAUCUCCCCCAAACCCCAGCACCCCCCUCCCUCCACCACGCUGUGGAAUCCUGCCUCCUUCGUCGACAGCAACCCUGAGCCCCGUCGGGCCCACGAGCCCCUGCACCCUGGUCACUAUGAGCAUGCCCGGCAGGCCCUGUCCCUGGUGAAGGGGGAGAGGCUCUACAGCUCUGAGAAGCUAGACGAGAGCGCCAAGAGGAAGGAGAUGGCGGAGAAGUACCAGCCUGUCCGGGGGCCAGGUGCCCAUGAGCAGGGGGGGCAUUCCUAUGGCACCUUCUUAGCAGAGCUGGAGAAAUCCACACAGACCAUCCUGAACCAGCAGAGGGCGUCCCUGUCGCUGCCCAGCCAGUACAACGAGCUUAGUGCCUCACGUAAGGCCAGCUCCUCUCCUUACAGGAACCACCAGGGGGCGCCACGAGGCCCUGACCCCAUGCUGGUCUACGAUGAGUUCCUGCAGCAGCAACGCAGGCUGGUCAGCAAGCUAGACCUGGAGGAAAAGAGGAGGAGAGAGGCCAGGGAGAAAGGCUAUUACUACGACUUGGAUGACUCCUAUGAUGAAAGCGAUGAGGAGGAGGUGCGAGCUCACCUUCAACGAGUCGCCGAGCAGCCGCCACUCAAGCUCGACGAAUCCUCUGAGAAGACUGGCUUCUUGCAGGUGUUUGGUCUGACGACUCGCUCGCACAAGGAGGAGCUGCUGGAGCAGAAGAGGCGGAAGAGGAGGAGGAUGCUGAGGGAACGAAGCCCCUCCCCCCCGGCCGUUCAGAACAAGCGGCAGACCCCUCCUCCUCCUCCUCUCAGCACGCGCUACACCGCCGACCAGAUGAACUGCAGCGCGGAGCUCGAGGAGAAGAAGAGAUUCCUCACCAUGUUCAGCCUGUCGCACAUUAACACCCACCAGAGAAAAGACAAUGAAAAAGUGGUGGAGCUGCUGCAAGCAAUAAAACAGAAGAGUGUGACUCUGGAUUCUAUCAAGCACUCCCCUCGCCCCCUCUGUAAGAGCCCUGCAGCUCCUCCCACUGUGGACCAGACGACAUUUCACCCGCUCUCAGACUCGGAGAUGCCGCCCAGCGCCAGACCAAGCACUCCCUCCCUUCCCGACGCCCAGAAAGCCAUGGACACUAGCAAGCAAGAGCAGCUCCGACCGUCCGAAGUUCCCAGACCAAAGGAAGUGGCAGCAGCAGUACCUACCUUCCCUGGUGGAGAUAAGGCCAGGCUGGGCGAGGGCCACUCUGUGAAGAAGAACACCAGCCUCCUGAACAGCAUCCGGGCCCAGAAUGCACCCAAGGAGGCUUCCCAGAGCCAGAACGGCAGGAUUAAGCCCUGGGAGAGCUUCACAGCAGAAGAGUUUGCCCACCAGUUCCACGAGUCAGUGCUGCAGUCCACACAAAAGGCCCUGCAGAAACAUAAAGGAUCUGCAGCAGGUCAGAUAUCCGAGCCAAAUCACAAGCUGGACUCUUUGGUCCAUUACAACAUUCCUGAGCUGCAGUCUUCUGUCAGGGCACCCCAUCCGCAGCACAACGGACAGCACAACACCAUUGCGGCACGGAAAGAGUUAACUGUGGUGCAGGAGGAAGAGUCCGAGGAGGAAGAGGAGACCGAAGAGGAGGAGGAGGAGGAGGAGGGCGAAGAAGCUCCUCGACCAAAAUGGCAGGGAAUCGAAGCCAUCUUCGAGGCUUACCAGGAAUACAUUGAUGAGCACAGUAUCGAGCGGCAGGUGCUGCAGAGCCAGUGCAGGAGGCUGGAGGCUCAUCACUACAAUCUCAGUCUAACUGCAGAGCAGCUCUCGCACAGCAUGGGGGAGCUUAUGUCCCAGAAACAAAAGCUGGCCUCUGAAAGGGAGAAGCUUCAGGCUGAACUGGACCACUUACGAAAGUGCCUCGCACAACCACAGAUGCACUGGUCAAGGGGAUACUUCAAGGGGUACCCGCCCAGGUGACAUCCCUCCUACCCCGGGACCCCACAGUAGCAAAAGAGAGUCUAUUUUAUUACCUGGAUUAUUUAAAAAAGAACAUUUCCACAGAGAAGGACUGAAGCUAAAAACAACCCGUGAAUGUGCCAUGCAUGAGAAAGACACUCCACAACCAUGUAUUAACCGGCAGAUCUGAACACACCUUUAGUAACAGGAAAUACUACAGUUAAAAAAAUAAAAUAAAAUCGAAUCUCUCUGUGAAACCACCUUCUCAAAAUGCUUGCAUCCAAAUGUAUCAACGCUCACCCUGUGUCACGUGACUUUGAGCCAGCACGCUAUUGGAUACAAGUACGUCCUCCUUUUUUAGGUUGCCAUAGUAUCCCAGUAGAAAGAGACCUAGAUGGAUUUGGUUCUAGAGGAUUCAAACUUGGAACAAUGCAACAAAGUAAAGGAAAUGGAUCUACUUGCAAACACGUCACGAUAACCACCCCUAUCUUCUCUCUGGUAAAUUAAUAUAAUACUAGAAUACUUGAGACUUUCAUCUUCUCCAAAUGGGCUUUCCACUGGAAAUGCACUUAAGAAGCAACUGAAGAAUAACCUUGAUUUACUGUGUUACAAGCAACACCCUUUUCAGUUUCAGAAGGAAUAAAUGCGCAUUUUGGAAGGAUUAAAAAAAAAUAAAAAUAAAGAAAUUGUCAAGACAGGCAAUGUUUUAUUACAAAAUAGAAAUGUUGGAAUUAAAAGAAAAAAAGAGGUGCUUCAACCUUGUAAUGUACAUAAUAUUAAAAUAAUUUUGUAUGUUUUUAUUACUUUAAUUAUUGAUAUUAAAAAAAAAAAAAAAAAAUUAAAAAAAAAAAAGCCUGCCAUUUUUAAAUAUGUUAGCUUUUUGGCAACACAAAAAAAAAUGCUUUUAGUGUUUGUACUGCUGCUGGUCAGGAUAAAAAAUUGUGAAGUGUUUCAAAAAGAAAACAAUCUUUUUUUUCUGGU